Molecule: messenger RNA, 4032 nt
Organism: Penicillium oxalicum
Lineage: Eukaryota; Fungi; Ascomycota; Eurotiomycetes; Eurotiales; Aspergillaceae
Gene: atg26
Exons: 3
Coding region: 1-4032 (1343 amino acids)
Biological process (GO): carbohydrate metabolic process
Molecular function (GO): hexosyltransferase activity; UDP-glycosyltransferase activity
Source: RefSeq, a predicted model, not a curated record
AUGAAGUCUUCGCCAACCCGGCGGCUCCACUCGGACCAGUGGCCGGAUCGGUUCAAAGAUGGCGAUGAUGCUCAGGUUGAUUACACCGCUCCACCAAGGAAUAUGCGGUCUAAAGAUGGCCACAUGCAGUAUAUGCAGCAGUCGCUGUUUUCUGUCCUCGCCGCGGUUGGCUCCAGAUCGGAUUUUCGCGGUCGAUUCGACGAUUCGAGCGGUAGCGACGGUGAUCUCGAGGACGAUAAAGCAGAGACAAGGUUGAACUUGAAUUCCGGCAAGAAAGCCACUGUGGGCGGCCAUCAGGCGGUCGAUCCAGCGGACUGGAAGCCACCAGGCCAACAUGGGGAGCGUGGGCGGCGGCAUCAAAGAACAAAAUCCGACAAUAAGGCUCUCAGGCGGAAUCCUGCCAUCGAAAACCAGGACACUUCAGACGAUCCAUUAGCGGCUAGUGGUGCGACCCUUAGAAUCCCGACACGGAGAGCACGUAGUGCUACGCCUCGGGCAGCUCCCAUUCUGGCCCGAAUGAUACAAGCGCAGCAAACUUUCGAUUCCGCCAGCGAGUCCAAGCAGCUGCCCUCGGGAUCAGAGCUACCAAACGAUGACUCUCAUGAACCACCCUCCUCAGCUCUUUCUUCGCGACUCAUGGAGAUGUUUGGCUUCGAAAAACCCGAGAAGGUCUUGGUAGAAUACGCCUGCGCCUUGCUGCAAAACAUGCUGCUGCAAGGAUAUAUGUACGUCACUGAGGGACAUAUUUGCUUCUAUGCAUAUCUUCCCAAGAAGUCGUCAAGUGCGAUGAAAUCGGGCUUCUUGUCCAAAUGUGGUCGCAAAAAUCCCAAAUACAAUCGCUACUGGUUCGUCCUGAAGGGCGACGUCUUGACCUAUUACGCGAAUCCGUCAAAUCUCUACUUUCCAAGUGGCCAUAUAGAUCUCAGGUACGGGAUCUCUGCGUCACUUGCAGACAUCAAAGGGCAGAGUUCAGAGCCGACCGAUUUCCACGUCACGACCGAUCAGAGGACAUAUCAUUUACGAGCAGAAAGCGCCACAAGCGCUAAAGAAUGGGUUAAAUCCCUUCAACAGGUUAUUUUUCGAUCUCGAAACGAAGGUGACAGUGUCAAAAUCUCAUUUCCGGUGGAUAGUGUGAUUGAUAUGGAGGAGAGUCCAAUGGCCGAAUUCGCCGAGACCUUUAAAAUUCGCGUUCUCGACAACAAUGAGACUUACGCCAUUGAUGAGUACUUCUUCACUUUCUUCAAUUCCGGUCAGGAAGCUUUCAACUAUCUGAAAAGCUUGGUUGGCUCGUCCCCUAUGAAAAGCUUGUCCGAUGGAUCGCCUCACCGGGGCAACAGCAGACAUUCAUCCCAAGUCGGCGUCUUGGGCAAGGCAACGCCGGCUCCCGAUAGCCCUCAAGGGGCGACACCAAUAGAUCAUCAGCCUUCUCAAGUUUCGUCAUUUGAGCCGCAUAGCGAGCCAAGAGACUCUGUGGAUUCUUUGGAUUUUUCUACAAACCAAGGCACGGAGUCUCUACCUAUAUUUCAAUCACUCACCGAAACCAACGAAUCCGCGAGUCAAAUCCUCAAUCGAAGUGAUGUAUUUCAGUCGCCUACAAUGCAUUCACUGCCAAGGCGCCAGUCAGACACAGGCGACCCAAACCGACGGCGUGGAAUGGCCUGUCAGGAGAGCUCUGGCCUGUCUGGCUUCAAUACGGAUACCGAUGAUUCCCGCGGGAACCAGGGACGAGCAGACAGGGAGACUGGGUCUUCACCGCAGCAUGCACUUGGGAUGCCUUUGGAUAAAACUUCGAAGGCUGUUCCUCAACCUGUUAAGCGCGCGGCCGGGAUAGCUGAAUACCUCAAAAGUCGAUCCAAGCAAAUGAGCAGUUUGCUCGCGACGGAAUCAAUGGGCUAUAUUGAAAAGGUCUCAGGAAUGUGGGCCGGAGGUCAAAAGCACUACGAUGAGACCGAAGAAGUGCUAUCAAAUGAUCCUUCACUUGAUAAAGAGGAUAAGGAGAACGGGUUGAAACACGGAGACAGGUUCCGGGCGCAUUUCGGUCUUCCAUCAACAGAGCACUUGCAGGCCACAUAUUAUGCAUACCUGACACGCGUUCUUCCACUUUACGGCAAGAUCUAUCUCAGUGAGAGGAAAAUUUGCUUUCGCAGUCUGCUCCCUGGGACCCGCACGAAGAUGGUUUUGCCGCUCAAGGACGUUGAGAACGUGGAGAAAGAAAAGGGCUUCCGGUUCGGUUAUCAUGGGCUUGUCGUCAUUGUCCGCGGACAUGAAGAGUUAUUUUUUGAGUUCAACACCACCGAUGCGCGAGAUGAUUGUGCUGUCACAUUGCACAAAAACCUGGAGUCUGCCAGGUACCUUGCGGAGUCGGGCAUCCUUGCCGAAAAAGAGCGCAAUUUGACAGAGGCUGCGAAAGCAGAGCAUCGCAGGUUGCAGGAAGCUAGGCUUGAAAAUCCAGACGAGGAAGACACUGAAACAGCACGGAAUGAAUCCGAAUCCGAAGUUUCACCAUUUUUCGACGAUCCCCUCGCUUCAAUCAUCAACUUCAAGCCCACUGAAUCUUUGAGGAUCACAUGCCUCACCAUUGGCUCGCGGGGCGAUGUGCAGCCAUACAUUGCUUUGUGUAAGGGGCUCCUCGCCGAAGGUCACAAACCAAAGAUUGCCACCCAUGCUGAGUUUGAGCCCUGGAUUCGCAGUCAUGGUAUUGAUUUUGCUCUCGUCGACGGUGACCCUGCUGAACUCAUGCGCAUCUGUGUUGAAAAUGGCAUGUUUACCUACUCUUUCUUGCGUGAGGCGACAUCCAAAUUUCGAGGAUGGAUUGAUGAUCUGCUGUCUUCGUCAUGGGCGAGUUGUCAAGGUAGCGACGUGCUCAUUGAGUCACCAAGUGCCAUGGCUGGUAUCCAUAUCGCCGAAGCUCUGCGGAUUCCAUACUUUCGGGGUUUUACGAUGCCAUGGUCCCGGACCCGCGCAUAUCCGCAUGCAUUUGCCGUGCCCGAGACUCGGAUGGGAGGUGCCUACAACUACAUUACUUAUGUGAUGUUUGACACCAUUUUCUGGAAAGCGAUUGCGGGGCAGGUGAACCGCUGGCGGAACAAUGAACUCGGCCUCAAGGCGACGACCCUCGACAAGAUGCAGCAAAACAAGGUCCCUUUCCUUUACAACUACUCGCCCUCUGUGGUGCCACCGCCUCUUGAUUAUCCCGAUUGGAUUCGCAUCACAGGCUACUGGUUCUUGAAUGAAGGGUCCGAUUGGACUCCGCCCACCGAGCUAUCGGCAUUUAUUGAACGUGCCCGGACGGACGGCAAGAAGCUGGUCUAUAUCGGAUUUGGAUCCAUUGUCGUGUCAGACCCGGCAGCCUUGACCCGAACGGUGAUCGAAUCUGUUCAGAAAGCGGAUGUGCGCUGCAUUCUAUCCAAGGGAUGGUCAGAUCGUCUCGGUGACCCUUCUAGUCAGAAGGUCGAGAUUCCUCUUCCGUCUGAUAUUUAUCAGAUUCACUCUGCGCCUCACGACUGGCUCUUCUCCCAGAUCGAUGCUGCUGCUCAUCACGGAGGAGCCGGCACGACGGGAGCCAGCCUUCGCGCCGGUAUUCCCACGAUCAUCAAACCCUUCUUUGGCGAUCAGUUCUUCUUUGGUUCGCGCGUGGAGGAUCUGGGAGUAGGGAUCUGCAUGAAGAAGCUCAACGUCAGUGUCUUUGCGCGGGCGCUCUGGGAAGCUACGCAUAGCGAGCGGAUGAUUAUCAAGGCUCGUGAUCUCGGUGUACAAAUUCGUAAUGAAAACGGCGUUGCCACGGCGAUUCAAUCACUCUAUCGAGACAUGGAGUACGCCAAGACUCUUGCGCGUCAACGCUCAAUUGCUUCAUCGACGCCUUUCUCGCCUACACCCUCUGCACAGGCUUCGCCCGAUCACGCCGAUGCCGACGUGGACGACAUUGAGGAAUGGACUUUUGUUGGGGAUGAGGCUGAGAUGGAAAUGACCAAGCGGAUGCGGGAGCUCAACCUGACAGAUCGUGAGAAAACGUUGUCUGAGAUUAUUCACUAA